Messenger RNA from Lichtheimia ornata, 801 nucleotides. RefSeq lists its product as uncharacterized. Gene Ontology annotation, molecular function: DNA-binding transcription factor activity; RNA polymerase II transcription regulatory region sequence-specific DNA binding. Gene Ontology annotation, cellular component: nucleus. The coding region runs from base 1 to 801 and encodes 266 amino acids. Gene Ontology annotation, biological process: cellular response to starvation. Lineage: Eukaryota; Fungi; Mucoromycota; Mucoromycetes; Mucorales; Lichtheimiaceae. The record is from RefSeq and is a predicted model, not a curated record. The transcript is spliced from 6 exons.
AUGGAUCAAUUCCUAGACACGUCGCAAUUGCUCGGCUUCAUGGAUCUCAGUGGAUUCGGAGCGUCGGCUACUGGGCUAGAAUAUGGUGUAUUAGGCAACAUGAUCCAAACAACAACUCCACCUCCUCCACCUCCUCUUCCAGCAACUUCCCAACCAGAAAGUGAAAAGCCAUCCAACAAGAAACGCAAUAGCAGCACGACCUCUUUACAAUAUCGUAAACGCAACAAGACACCAGCCGAUGUAUAUGAACAAGUCAAUCAACCUUUUAAUUAUGCUCAAGGAUUUCAUUAUUUGAUCCAAUACGUCCGUGAAAGAAUGAGCAGUGAUGACUUGAUGCGCAUCAGCAGGGCAUUGGCAUUAUUUCGACCUUCAUUUUUGGCUCUCAUUAUGAAUCUCACCGAGGAAGAUUUGGUAUUCAUGGAGAAAUGUGUUCAACGCACUUUGCUGGAAUACGAAAAGUUGAUUAGCUUUUCAGGUACACCGACGGUAGUUUGGCGGCGAACAGGGGAGAUUUGUUUGGUGGGCAAGGAGUUUUCACUGUUGACGCAAUGGCCGAGGGACACUUUGUUGAAUACGACAACAUACAUUUAUGAGUUAAUGGAUAAUGGUUCAGCAGUGGAAUAUUGGGAGAAGUUUUCAUUGCAUGCAUUUGACAGCACGGACAAGACAUGCACCCAUUCAUGCAUUCUUCGAACACCGACACAAAAGCCUGUGCCUUGCACGUUUUGUUUUACCAUCAAACGGGAUAUUUUCGAUUUGCCGAGUGUGAUUGUUGGCAAUUUCCUACCACUCCUUAGUUGA